UUCCUCCACGAUUAUAUGACCGAUCGAAAGAAGAAGGAUAAAAUCCGAGCGAACGACCCGAACGGCGGAGAGGCAGGCGGCCCGGCCCGCCUCGGCGAGGGGAACUCGAGAGGCCGGGGCGGUGUUUCCAGAGCGGGGGCGGAGUUAGGCGGACGGACCGGAAGUGAGGUUCUGGGCACCCCCGGCAACAAUCUACACGAGAUAGAGACCGCCCAGGGGCAGCGUUUCCUGGUCAGCAUGCCCUCCAAAUACCGCAAGAACAUCUGGAUCAAGAGAGGCGACUACCUCAUCGUGGACCCCAUCGAAGAGGGGGAGAAGGUGAAGGCCGAGAUCUCCUUCGUACUGUGCAAGGACCACGUGCGCUCUCUGCAGGAGGACGGACUCUGGCCCGAAGCAUUCUCCGCAGGGGCCGGGAAGCCCGACGGCAAGAACAGGGAGGCUGACGCCCGGGCCCCGGCCGGGCCUCGCUCCGCGGACUCGGACGACGACUCGGACCUCUUCGUCAACACCAACCGGGUGCAGUACCAGGAGAGCGAGGAGGAGGAGGAGGAGAGCGAGGACAGCCGGGACGACGACGAGGAGCGGGGGGAGGAGGACGCGGCGGCCUGAGCUUCGGGACCGCGCCCCGGCCGGGGACGGGGCGGGCUCCCCGCGGAACUGAGCCCCCGGCCGGGGCGGGGGGGACACGGGACUGUUGCCCGAGAGCUGCGUGUACAGUAAACCGGAGUUGACCACCGAG
Messenger RNA from Ornithorhynchus anatinus (platypus), 739 nucleotides. RefSeq names its product eukaryotic translation initiation factor 1A domain containing (gene EIF1AD). Gene Ontology annotation, molecular function: RNA binding; translation initiation factor activity. Lineage: Eukaryota; Metazoa; Chordata; Mammalia; Monotremata; Ornithorhynchidae. Gene Ontology annotation, biological process: translational initiation. The record is from RefSeq and is a predicted model, not a curated record. Gene Ontology annotation, cellular component: nucleus. The transcript has 5 exons. The coding region runs from base 16 to 609 and encodes 197 amino acids.